This is a messenger RNA of Neurospora tetrasperma FGSC 2508, 1254 nucleotides long. RefSeq lists its product as uncharacterized. Gene Ontology annotation, biological process: ribosomal small subunit biogenesis; ribosomal small subunit export from nucleus. NCBI's taxonomy places the organism in Eukaryota, Fungi, Ascomycota, Sordariomycetes, Sordariales, Sordariaceae. Gene Ontology annotation, cellular component: nucleus; cytosol; preribosome, small subunit precursor. The record is from RefSeq and is a predicted model, not a curated record. The transcript is spliced from 2 exons. The coding region runs from base 1 to 1254 and encodes 417 amino acids.
AUGGCCAGGGGAAAGUGGAUUGACAAGAAGACGGCGACGCACUUCACGCUGGUGCAUCGUCCGCAAAAUGAUCCCCUUAUCCACGACGAGUCGGCGCCGUCCAUGGUGCUGAACCCUACACAGCGCCCAAAUGCCCACAAGUCGUCGACGCUCAGUGCCCUCGCCUCCGAACUCGGUUCCGAUGCCAUGAGCAUCCGUGACAAUGAGGGUGAGGCCGCCAACUAUGGCGUCUACUUCGACGAUACCGAGUACGAUUACAUGCAGCAUUUGCGUGAUCUGGGCACGGGAGCUGGAGAGGCCGUUUUCGUCGAGGCCAAACCGGUCGCAAACCAGAACAAGGGCAAGGGCAAGGCGACCCUCGAGGACGCCCUGAAGCAACUCAACCUCCAGAACAACGCCCAGGAUCUGCUCGACGAGGAGAUCCUCCCCAACAAGAACCUCCAGAGACUCACCUACCAAGCACAACAGGAUGUUCCUGACGCCAUUGCGGGUUUCCAGCCAGACAUGGACCCUCGCCUACGCGAAGUACUAGAGGCCUUGGAGGACGAGGCCUAUGUGGACAACGAGGAGGAGGACAUUUUCCAGGAACUGGCUAAGGACGCAAAGGAGAUCAACGAGCACGACUUCGAGGAGGCUUACGACGAGUUUGAUGAUGACGGCUGGGAGUCGGACCACACAGUGAAGGCUAGCAAGGAGUACAGGCAUGAUGGGGACGACGAAGUACCGGAGCUUGUCAACACAGGUGCUGGGCAAGAAGGAGAGGGAUCAGGGCCAUCGGAUGACUGGUAUGAUGCGUUCAAGCAGUACCAGCAAGACAAGAAGGCGGAAAAGAAGAACAAGGGCCCGGCAGCGCCAUCCGAGAUGCAGUCCUCGAUAUGGACAACGACAACAAUGGGUGGACGCAAGAAGAAGAGAGCCGGUGCCAUGACUAACCCGUCCAUGUACUCGAUGAGCUCCUCGGCGCUUGUACGGACGGACGCCUUGAGCAUCCUCGAUGCGCGGUUUGAGAAGCUGGAGGAGGAGUACAAUGCUGACAUGGACGACUUGGGUUCCGUCUCGGGUGUUUCUGCUGUCUCUACCGUUCAGGGCAACGUGAGGGCCGAUUUUGAUGGUAUGUUGGAUGAGUUCCUGGAGAACCAUUCGACAGCCGGAAAGAAGAGGGUGAAGAAGGGCAAGUACCAGAGUGGCCUUGAGCAGCUGGACGAGAUCAGGAGGGGGUUGGGACCUGCCAGACUCCGUCCUUCGUUUAUCUAG